AUGUCCUGGAAGGACAAUUUCGGGUUCACAGACCGGCUGCGAGCCAUACAGUCUCUCACAACAGCUUAUCAGCAUGCUUCUUCCACACCUGCCUCCGCAUUUGCAGAGGCUAUAGCUCAAGCAAAGCAGCUUGAAACCGAGGCGUAUGACAAGGCGACCUCAAAAGACGAAUAUGAUUAUAUCUGCCAAAAGGCAAUUGAUGAAGCUGAAUUGGCAGCGUCCGCAAAGCUGAUCACUAGCAGCCCACAGCAUGUCGAGGAUGAGCGUGAACCAGAGACCUCAGUCGGGGAAGUGAUCGGUACACAUCGGUCGUGUUUCCACCACUUUGCUGGCCUCCACUCCGCCAUCUACAGAUCGAAGUUGGAAGAUGGGACUAUUCGGGCAGUGAAAGUCACUAUUCCCCAUAUGAUGACAGCUCCCCAUGAUGCUCACCGUGAGGCACGGUUGCUGCGCGAAGCUUCUCACGAGCAUAUAAUCCCAUUGAUCGAAACGUUUAAUCUUGACGGUGGUCGAUUUGUCUUGGUAUUUCCUUUUCUGCGAUAUGACUUCGAGCACUUGCUCCGGCGAGACAUGGUAAGUGCUGCUCAAACACGAUUGAUUUUACGAGACCUGUUCCGUGCCCUUGCCCAUCUCCACAGCAUGGGGAUACUUCAUCGGGACAUCAAGCCUUCCAAUAUUUUGAUGGACUCUCCCAACGGACCAGCCUACUUGGCAGACUUUGGCGUUUCAUGGAAAGAAGGCGAUUUGGGGUCAGAGCCAUCCACACAGAAAAUCACCGAUGUGGGCACGACCUGCUACCGACCCCCAGAGAUUCUGUUUGGGUUUAAAGGGUAUGGGACAUCCCUCGACAUUUGGGCUGCUGGCUGUGUAGUAGCAGAAGCCAUUGCGAUCGGCCACCACCAGCUCUUCGACUCCGGGCCCGUGGGCAGCGAUCUGUCGCUAAUUUCCUCGAUCUUCAAACUACUGGGCACUCCGGAUGAACAGCGCUGGCCGGAAGUCCAUGUCUUGCCAGAUUGGGGCAAAGUGGAAUUUCACUCGUUCCCCAGGCAGACCUGGGAGGACAUCCUCCCGGGUGCAUCUUCGAAUGGGCGUGAUUUAGUCAGCCACCUAUUAUGCUACGAGAGCAGCCAAAGACUCUCGGCAACAGAGGCCCUUGCCCAUCCAUAUUUUGCUCGGAUCUGA
Penicillium egyptiacum is the source of this 1182-nucleotide messenger RNA. NCBI's taxonomy places the organism in Eukaryota, Fungi, Ascomycota, Eurotiomycetes, Eurotiales, Aspergillaceae. The record is from the annotation of a GenBank genome assembly.